This is a messenger RNA of Anopheles cruzii, 719 nucleotides long. RefSeq names its product 60S ribosomal protein L21 (gene RpL21). Gene Ontology annotation, biological process: translation. The record is from RefSeq and is a predicted model, not a curated record. The transcript has 3 exons. NCBI's taxonomy places the organism in Eukaryota, Metazoa, Arthropoda, Insecta, Diptera, Culicidae. Bases 97 to 582 code for a protein of 161 amino acids. Gene Ontology annotation, cellular component: ribosome; cytosolic large ribosomal subunit. Gene Ontology annotation, molecular function: structural constituent of ribosome.
CAGCUCGAAUCGCUCUCCGCUUAACCUUUUCAUCGGCAAUCGUGAAGUUGACGAUAAGUCGUUUCACACCCGCAGAGCCAACCGCCAGAAUCCAUCAUGACGAACUCGAAGGGUUAUCGCCGGGGAACCCGGCACAUGUUCUCCCGCUCAUUCCGCAAGCAUGGCACCAUCCCGCUGUCCACGUACAUGAAGGUGUACAAAUCCGGUGACUACGUCGAUAUCAAGGGUCACGGAGCCGUCCACAAGGGCAUGCCGUACAAGGCGUACCACGGCAAGACGGGCCGCGUUUACAACGUUACGAAGCACGCACUCGGUGUGAUCGUGAACAAGCGCGUCCGCGGGAAGAUUCUGGCCAAGCGCAUCAACGUGCGGAUUGAGCACGUGCAGCCGUCGCGCUGCCGGGAGGACUUUCUGCGCCGCGUGAAAGACAACGACGUCAAGCGCAAGGAGAUCAAGGAGCGCCAGCUAAAGUUCAAGGUGUCGCUGAAGCGCAAACCGGAACCGCCGCGCGUCGCCCGUGUGAUCAAGAAGCCACCGACGCCCAUCUUCCUCGCUCCGAUUCCGUACGAGUUCAUUGCCUAAGCGUGCGUUGUGCGUGCGUGAGAACUGUGUGACAGACGCGAGUGCAUCCGUGUGAGGUUGGCGAUCGGGAUGGGAGGAGAGUGUGUACUUUAAGCGGAGAUCGAUACAAUACAGAUCGUGAUGAAAAUCCUAACCUC